GCGCGUCGGGCACGCGCGCCGGCGACCAUGGCGUUCGCCGGGCUCGAGCGAGUACAUUAACCCCUGGCGGUGGCGGCGGCGGCGGCGGCGAGGGAGCGAGCCUCGAGCGGGCGGGCACCAGCCUGAGGGAAGGGAGGAAGGGGCGGGGAAAACGCCAGAGGGAGGCCGGUCGGCGGCGGGCGGGCGGGCAACGCAGCGCCGAGCGGGGCCCGCGGGCCCAUGAGGAGGCCCGGGGACCAUGGGCUCCAGGAUCAAGCAGAAUCCAGAGACCACGUUUGAAGUGUAUGUUGAAGUGGCCUAUCCUAGGACAGGUGGCGCUCUUUCAGAUCCUGAGGUGCAGAGGCAAUUCCCGGAGGACUACAGUGACCAGGAAGUUCUACAGACUUUGACCAAGUUUUGUUUCCCCUUCUAUGUGGACAGCCUCACGGUCAGCCAAGUUGGCCAGAACUUCACAUUCGUGCUCACUGACAUUGACAGCAAACAGAGAUUCGGGUUCUGCCGCUUAUCUUCAGGAGCGAAGAGCUGCUUCUGUAUCUUAAGCUAUCUACCCUGGUUCGAGGUAUUUUAUAAGUUACUUAACAUCCUGGCAGAUUACACGACAAAAAGACAGGAAAGUCAGUGGAAUGAGCUUCUUGAAACUCUGCACAAACUUCCCAUCCCUGACCCAGGAGUGUCUGUUCAUCUCAGCGUGCAUUCUUAUUUUACUGUGCCUGAUACCAGAGAACUUCCCAGCAUACCUGAGAAUAGAAAUCUGACAGAAUAUUUUGUGGCUGUGGACGUGAACAACAUGUUGCAUCUGUAUGCCAGUAUGCUCUACGAGCGCCGGAUACUCAUCAUUUGCAGCAAACUCAGCACGCUGACGGCCUGCAUCCACGGGGCUGCCGCGAUGCUCUACCCCAUGUACUGGCAGCACGUGUACAUCCCAGUGCUGCCCCCGCACCUGCUGGACUACUGCUGCGCUCCCAUGCCCUACCUCAUAGGAAUCCAUUUAAGUUUAAUGGAGAAAGUCAGAAACAUGGCCCUGGAUGAUGUCGUGAUCCUGAACGUGGACACCAACACCCUGGAAACCCCCUUUGAUGACCUCCAGAGCCUCCCAAAUGAUGUGAUUUCUUCACUGAAGAGCAGGCUAAAGAAGGUCUCCACAACCACCGGUGAUGGCGUGGCCAGAGCGUUCCUCAAGGCCCAGGCCGCUUUCUUCGGCAGCUACCGAAACGCUCUGAAAAUUGAGCCAGAGGAGCCGAUCACCUUCUGUGAGGAGACCUUCGUGUCCCACUACCGCUCGGGAGCCAUGAGACAGUUCCUGCAGAACGCCACACAGCUGCAGCUCUUCAAACAGUUCAUUGAUGGUCGAUUAGACCUCCUCAAUUCUGGUGAAGGUUUUAGUGAUGUUUUUGAAGAGGAAAUCAACAUGGGCGAGUAUGCUGGCAGUGAUAAACUGUACCAUCAGUGGCUCUCCACGGUCCGGAAAGGAAGUGGAGCAAUUCUGAAUACUGUAAAAACAAAAGCAAAUCCAGCCAUGAAGACCGUCUACAAGUUCGCAAAAGAUCAUGCAAAAAUGGGAAUAAAAGAGGUGAAAAACCGCUUGAAGCAAAAGGACAUCACUGAGAAUGGCUGUGUCCCCACCCCAGAAGAGCAGCUGCCAAAGACUGCACCAUCCCCACUGGUGGAAGCCAAGGACCCCAAGCUCCGGGAAGACCGGCGACCAAUCACAGUCCACUUCGGACAGCCACAGAAACUUCGUCCCACCCGACCGCCGCCUCCCAAGAUACAGCGCUCGAGGCCCGUGCGCCCACCCCGUCCACAUGUUGUUAAGAGACCAAAGAGCAACAUCACAUUGGAAGGCCGGAGGACGUCUGUGCCAAGCCCUGAGCACCUGGUAAAGCCUUUGAGACACUAUGCUGUCUUCCUCUCCGAAGACUCUUCUGAUGAUGAAUGCCAGCGGGAAGAGGGCCCGAGCUCUGGCUUCACCGAGAGCUUUUUCUUCUCUGCUCCCUUUGAAUGGCCGCAGCCCUAUCGGACACUCAAAGAGUCAGACAGUGCAGAAGGUGAUGAGGCAGAGAGUCCAGAGCAGCGAGCGCGGAAGCCUUUGGGCCCUGCCCCAGCUCCACCUGACAGGGCCGCCAGCAUUGACCUUCUGGAAGAUGUCUUCAGCAACCUGGACAUGGAGCCCCCUCUUCAGCCACUGGGCCAGGCCAAAAGCCUGGAGGACCUUCGGGCUCCCAAAGACCUGAGAGAGCCCCCAGGGACCUUUGACUAUCAGAGGCUGGACUUGGGCGGGAGCGAGAGGAGCCGUGGGAUGAUGAUGGCCUUGAAGCUCACCCACCCGUACAACAAGCUGUGGAGCCUGGGCCAGGAUGACAUGGCCAUUCCCAGCAAGCCCGCAGCUGCCUCCCCUGAGAAGCCCUUGGUCCUGCUCGGGAACUCCACAACCCUGCCCCGAAGGCCUCAGAACCGCAACAGCAUCCAGAACCCUGGUGACAAGGAGGAGGCACCCACCCCGACUCUAGGCAGCAUCACCAUUCCCCGGCCCCAGGGCCGAAAGACCCCAGAGCUGGGCAUUGUGCCUCCCCCGCCCGUUGUCCGCCCAGCCAAGCUCCAGGCUGCCGGCACUACACUCGGUAACUUCUCAGAACGGCUGCAGACAGAUCGAGAGAGGCAAGCCACUGUGAGCCCAGCCCUGUUCCCCAAUGUUGCUCCCCAGGGCUCCACUGAACUGCUCCAGCCACUCAGCCCGGCCCCAGCAGCUGCAGGCACAAACAGUGACGCCCUGCUCGCUCUCCUUGACCCACUUAGCACAGCCUGGCCAGGCAGCACCCUGCCGCCAUGCCCUGCUGCCCGAAAUGUAGCCCCCCCAUUCACCCCCCAAUACAGCUUCCCCCCUGCAGGGACCCCUGUCCCAUUCCCACAGCACCCACUCAACCCCUUUGUCCCAUCCAUGCCAGCAGCGCCGCCUGCCCUGCCCCUGAUUUCCACAACAGCUGGGCCCUUUGGGGCCCCUCCUGCUUCCCUGGGGCCAGCUUUUGCACCCAGCCUCCUGCUGUCUGGUGCUGGCUUCUGUGCCCCUCACAGAUCUCAGCCCAACCUGUCUGCCCUCUCCAUGCCCAACCUCUUUGGCCAGAUGCCCAUGGGCACCCACACCAGCCCCCUGCAGCCACUGGGGCCCCCAGCAGUUGCUCCUUCAAGGAUCCGAACGUUGCCCCUGGCCCGCUCAAGUGCCAGGGCCGCUGAGGCCAAGCAGGGGCUGGUCCUGAGGCCGGGAGAGCCCCCUCUCUUGCCUCCCAGACCCCCCCAGGGCUUGGAGCCAGCACUGCAGCCCUCUGCUCCUCAACAGGCCAGAGACCCCUUUGAAGAUUUGCUACAGAAAACCAAGCAAGACGUGAGCCCAACCCCGGCCCCUGCCCCGGCCCCGGCCCCAGGCUCUGUGGAGCAGCUCAGGAAGCAAUGGGAGACCUUCGAGUGAGCCAGGCCCUGAGGGUGGGUGAGCCAAGAACAAAUGUGUGCUGCCCACAGCUGUGGCCUCGAGGCCCCCUGCUGCUGGGUCUGCCCAGGUUCUGCUGGUGGGUAGGGUGGGACCCCUCUCUGCUACCCCCCUAUGCCCCUGGUCUCCACACCACUGCCCAUCUCUGAGGGAACGGUGCCAGUUCGGGCCUCAGCGUCGACCCAGCUCCUGGGUACCCGUCCCGCCCGGCAUGGCCCCUCCUCAGCACCCUGACUGGGUUUUGCACUAAUGAGGUCAGCUGGGCCAAUGAUUGCCCAGACCAGGUCCUACCCACCUUCCCCUAGAAACAUCCUACAAGGCUCCUCCUGAGCCAGCUCUCCUGUCCCUCCUGCAGCCCAGCCCUGCACACCCCACCCGGACAGGCACAGGCGUCAGUGUAACCCUCAAGUGUGAGCUCGUCUGCACGAGACACAGGUGAUUUGGGGGUUUGAAGUCAGGGCUCCUCCCAGGUGGAGGAUCUACCAGGCGUGGCAUCUCUGAACCCUCUCUAGCAAUAUGCACAUGUAUUCUUUCCUGAGUCUUCACCCCCAACUCCAAACUUCAGUUGUUUCUGGCCUGGUAGGAUCUGGGCUCAGGAGGAUCUUAGGCUCCCUUUUGAUAGCCAAACCCAGCCCCUGUCACCCCUGCAUGGGGCUGGGGCACCAGCAACUCAGAUUUGUAGAAGAAAAAUAGAAACCCACAAAUCUGAGCAUGUUAAGAGGAAUCCUCAGCCUUCAUCCAACCCUCUGUGACUCUGAUACCUCUAGUUCUCCUUGACUCUCCUGUCACUGUCAAAGCCAGGCUCAGCUCAUUGUCACUUGGGGCUUCGUGGGCAGAGCUGAGAAGCGAUGACCCAGAUUUCAACUCAAAGGCUAAGCUUAAUGCCACAUUCUGAUGUGGGAGUCUCAGCUGCCCAGGGUCCCUGGGCUGGGACAGGACAAUGGCCCUGAGCUCCUAUUUCAGGGUU
Messenger RNA from Nycticebus coucang (slow loris), 4445 nucleotides. RefSeq names its product DENN domain containing 1A (gene DENND1A). Gene Ontology annotation, cellular component: clathrin-coated vesicle; cytosol. Gene Ontology annotation, biological process: endocytosis; endocytic recycling. Gene Ontology annotation, molecular function: phosphatidylinositol phosphate binding; guanyl-nucleotide exchange factor activity. The record is from RefSeq and is a predicted model, not a curated record. The transcript is spliced from 24 exons. Lineage: Eukaryota; Metazoa; Chordata; Mammalia; Primates; Lorisidae. Bases 239 to 3460 code for a protein of 1073 amino acids.